UCCUGUCAGUGUGCAAACUUAACUAGGGUCCCUGAAGGCAGCACCACUAGUGUGUAUCCGUGUGUUUCUUACGUCCACGCCGCUGUCUGUCAAAGCUGGAGAAACAAGUUCUCAGGACAGAAAUAAUUAAUAUGACAGUGAACGCAGCAGAGGUGUGGCAGUGUGGGGGGCUGAUGUGGGGGCAGUAUGACCGCUCUCCUGUGGAUGCUCGCGCUGCUGCCUCACGUGCUGGCCGCUAUGAUUAAAUUCCCCCCGCCCGUCAACAUAACCCUGACCUCAAGCCAUUUCGAACAUGUGUUGAGAUGGGAGCCUGGACCAGGGACACCCACAGGAGUCUACUACCAUGUCACUAUAAUCACCCAAACGGGGACUGGCUGGGUGCUAGUGCCUGGCUGCGAGCAUGUCCAGUACCCACUGGUUUGCAACCUGACAGAGGCCUUCUUCGACCGAAAGCAGGUGUACUACACCAAACUCUCAGCACUGCUGGACUCAAAACCAGAGGCACUCGCCGUUGUCACACAGCCUGCAUUUCAACCCAUUAAAGAAACUGCCCUGGACCUGCCCCUGCUGACUGUGACACCAUGUGGCAAAGAUCUGUGUGUGGACCACCGGCCCACCGUGGAGCACCUGAGGGCCUCCUAUGAUUCUCUGUAUUACACACUCAGGGUCACGAGCAACAAUGCAGACAAAGCACAGUUCUUUGUGGACACCCAGUCUCUGGGACGAGUGAUUCUGAAGGACCUGGCCUCUGGCAGACAGUACUGUGUGUCAAUCCGUAUUUUUGAUCGUAAGGUGCCGAGGGAGUCCAACUACAGCCAGCCUGUGUGUGCUUCCACCCCCGCCCACUCCACUCCAGACCCCUGGAUCUCUGCCUCCUUGUGUUUUUUGGUGAUGUGUGUUCUGGUGGUUUUGGCCCUGCUGAUCUACACUGGUUCCAUCUGUCUGUCCCGGAGGCCCCUGCCACCCGUCCUGACAUCCAUCCAUCACACUGAGGAAGAGUUAGCCGUCCCCUCCUGCAACUCGUCCUUGUCUUCUCUCUUGAAUCUUGAACUUGCAGCGCCCCCUUCAGGUAGAAAGAGCAGCAGCCACAGCUCGGACGAGAGCGAUGAGGAGGAGAGUGUGACGGAGAAGCCCGGGUGGAGCAGAGGAGGAGGUUAUCAACUGCGAGGAGGCACUAAUCCCCUCUCUUCCUCCUCUUCAUCUUCUUCCUCAGAGUGUGCUCCUUUAUCCCCACAACAACUGCCAGAGCAAACAUCAGUCCACUCUAUCCCUCAGCCGGAUCCCUCCCCACCAGCAGAGACAUGUACCAGUGCUGGACUACAACCUGCCCCCGCCAGCCCCACAGACACACACUGUUCCACCACAGGGACGAAGGUGGAGGGAGAGGGGGGCAGCCAGGAAGUGAACUUCUUCACAUUGACUUUCGGCAGCCUCGGGGAGGAGGGGGGCGGUAAAUCACAUUUUGACACUGUAGAAGUGGGGUCAGAGGGGGAGUCACAAACUGUGGACACCCAGGAAGUAGCCAUACAAACUGUUUCCUGCUCGGGUGAUGAAGAGAAGGAGGAGGAGGAGGAGGAGGAGGAAGAGUACUCUGGGUAUAUGCGACGGUGAUGGUCCUGGGGUUUCCCAACAGGAAGUACCUCUGUUUCAUUUCUUUCUAUCAUUUCGUAGUGUGACACACAUUAUGAAGUGGUAAAUGAUACUGAUACUGCAGACUCUGAGGCUGUGAGCCGAUUACCGUGGGUACAGGGGGACAGGCAUCAAGGUGCCACCAACUAAGUCUAGGGAGUUACGACUGUCCUGAACGGAAAAAAAUCAAAGUUAAAGAGCCAGACUCUUGUCCGAGGCGCGUUGCAUUCCUCUGUUUCCUGUGAAUGACACUGUGCUUCCUCUGCAGCUGGAAAGGCAGGCGACUUACCUCUCAAUACCACUAGUUGCUGUUUUUUUUAUUUAAUCAUCAUUACCAUCCUCACAGGAUGGACACUCUUUUCUGACAAGCCCUCUUACUUUACCAACUGACAUGACAGGUUUUUAGAUCAGAGGGAUAGAGUUGAGAAACAUGGCUCCCAUGCGAGAACGCAGGAAUUAGGAGAGCUAAAACAUAAAAUAUAUAUAUAUAUAUAUAUAAUAUAUAUAAACAUAUCCUCAUUUUAUUUCACUUUAAACCACACUUCCACAGUUGCAGAGACCACCUUUUUCAUUUCAGCAGGUUAAUGUUCACUUUCACCACCGACUUAAACUCCUCCUCUGUCUUUUUCCCAGUUCAUUGUAAAACAGAAUAGGAUUAGGGCCAGUUAGGGAAUGUCCUUCUUUUUUCUUUUUUUUGCUCUGAGAAAGAAGUCAGAACUUUGGUGAUUAAAGACAAAAUGUUCAUAUUUUUUAAAAAGUCAGAAUUCUUAUUUUUCUUGUAAUUCUGAGUAUUCAGUCAGAACUCCAAAGAAAAAUCACUUUUGAUCUCAAAAAUGUUUUCCUAAUCCUGUUCCGUGGCAUUAAUAUUUGGGCUGUACGAUUUAGAAAAAAUCACUUGUUGCAGUUACAUUAACUGAUAUUGCAAUUACCAUAAGGAAGGGAUUGCUCAUUUUGCAUCAUUCUUUUUUCUUAUUGCCAUUAGAAAAUCUAUUUAUAAAUGACCAUGAUGUGAUGAUUAAUUUGAUAAGUACCCACAACAAACAAAUAUGAUGUUUAUAGUCUGUAGAAUACACUCUGUAAGACUGGAUGUAUUUUAACACAUAUUUAACAAAUAUUGCACCUCCUGCGAUUUUAAUAUUGCACAUGACACAUUUUACAUGAACUAAUCAGCCCUAGUAUUUAUCUUUCAAAACGGUUUUCAUGUUAUUGAAGAAUGCAGUUAUGGAUUUAUUGGGGACUGGUGGCAUGUUUCAAGCAAAGAAUGAGGAAUACUUUUAAAUUGUUUGUUUUUUUACAUAUUAAGCUCAUCUUCUCUGUGAGCUAAAGUUAUUAAUGACUGUUUUUUUCAAAGCAUUUCAUCCAUUUUAUUAUACUCAGGAUCAAGACGGAUAAUGAGAGCGUCUGAAUUUCACUUACAAUGUUCUCCUUCAACAUGCAGUGAGAAUCAUUUGUAAAAACAGCUUAAGCUAAAUAGUAGUUUCCAAAAAAGGUCAACAUGAUGGGUACUGUAAAUAUUUGGGUUUUUUAUCUCUUCAGCUCUUAACUCUGAACCUGUAGCGACAAAGAAACUACAGGUGACACUAUUAAAGAGGCCCUGUUGUUCUUUUUGGGGCUUCCUGUAGUGUGUUAUAUAGGAUUUAGUGCAUGUAAAUGGUCUGCAAAGGCUAUAAGUGGCCUCCAGAGGGGGUUUCUCUCCCGCCUUGAAACGCCUCCUUUGAAAUCCUUUGUUUACGUCUGUAUCAUAGUGACUAACGUUCGCUUCUAUUGGCUAUCGCUCCAACACAUUGCAAGUGAUAGGCUAAGGGGUGGGACAUGUCUAAGCAGUUUGCAAAUCACAACAGCCGGCCAGCUAACCAAUCAGAGCAGACUGGGCUCUGGUUUCAGACAGAGGGUGAAAAAAGGUGCUGCAGCACAGACAGUAUGAGAACAAUAAAGAGCUUUCUGAACAUUAAAGGAUGGAGACAUGUCCCAGUAGAGACACAAAUAUGAGCUUGAAAAUGAGCAGAUACGUCCCCUUUAAUGUUACUUUAACUAAAUGAAACUAAUUGAAUCAAUCAAUUUAAAACCUUUUGGAAAUGAUUGUCAGUUGAAUAAUGAAAUGUUUAGGUUGCAGCUGUUUUGCAUACAGAAGAAAUGACCACUUAUUCACAUUAUGUUAAAUGCUCUGUUUUUAGCAGGAAUAUGUUGUACUUCAUGACAUAGUCUAUUACACGUAUGAACUCUGAACUGGGCAGCUGAUCAUCAUGUUUAGUUAUGACAGGGGACAUAAGUGAAUGAAUGUGACACCGUUACAGCUGUAAUACAUGCCAUUCUGUUUUUAUGUGGCCAUAUUUCAUCUUUCUGUUCAGUAUACAGUCAUGUUAACAUUGCACUGGUUUUAAGUUACACAUGGUACAUAGAGUUAUUGUAUUCAAACACCUAUUUCAACAAAAAUAAUUGAACAAAUUCCAUAUGUUACAUUCUUGUAUUUUUAUACUCACUGUGAAAAUAUUGUGCUCAAACAUCUACAUUUCAGUCAAAAUAAAGUUACAGUUUAAAUAGCAA
Eleginops maclovinus (Patagonian blennie) is the source of this 4173-nucleotide messenger RNA. RefSeq names its product interferon alpha/beta receptor 2-like. Gene Ontology annotation, molecular function: cytokine receptor activity; protein binding. The transcript has 8 exons. Gene Ontology annotation, cellular component: plasma membrane. The record is from RefSeq and is a predicted model, not a curated record. Lineage: Eukaryota; Metazoa; Chordata; Actinopteri; Perciformes; Eleginopidae. Bases 187 to 1611 code for a protein of 474 amino acids. Gene Ontology annotation, biological process: cytokine-mediated signaling pathway.